GUCGCCACGGCAACGGGCGUGUACAUAGACAAAGGUCCCCCACAUAGCCCCGAGCAGACCUUCGGGGCAAGUGCAGCUUAGCAAAGUAAGCAGCACCGAUGAAGGCCGUCACUGUGUCACACGAGGGGGGUAGGGUGGCCAUCACCACGCCCGGCCGCCUUUGUCUUCCCCAAUGGCGAUGUUUUACAAGCCGUGCCAGGUAACAGCAGCGCGCUAACCGCUGCACCACCGCUCCCCACCCUAUAGCAACACUCCCCCUCACCCAACAGCCAAUAGCGGUGGAGGACGCGCGCCACGUGACCGAGUGGGGAGGCGGGGCUCUCGGUGUCGUCAAGGCAACGGCUUGUAUACAAAUUCGGUCACUCGCUGUUCGCAAACUCUUUGGUUAAAUGUUCCUCAUUUUUUAACGAGGGAAUACAAAACAUUUGUUAAAAAACCACAUCGCUCGAUAAAGAGUGAGGCCCCCGACAUCGAGAUGAGCGAGUCGGUGCUCGCAGAGCUGCAAUGGGACGAGGGGAUGGCGAUCCCAGUCGCAAACGAGGAAAACAAAGCCUUGGAGAUGGAGCUGCAGAAGCGACUGCAGGAGAAUGUGUCGAUGGAAGGGGAGAGGAUGGAGCAGGAGGAACGACUUCACGCCAUGGUGGAGCAUCUCAAGAACGUGAAACAGGAGUUCACCAACACGCAGGUGCUGUGCCGCGCGCGGGAGAAGGAGCUGGAGACGGAGUCGCACUUCACGACACUCGCCGAGCGAGAGGACGGGCGCCUCAAGCAGGAGCUGCGUCGACUCGACGCGGAGAUGCGCGACGCGAGGGAGCGGCAGAACAACCAGCAGAACGAGCUGUUCCGGGCGACGCGCCGGCUGGAGGAGAAGCGAGCGGAGCUGCGCUGGGACGAGCUGGCGCUCGACGCGUGGCUGGAAGAGGCGGCGCGCAGAGACGAGGACAUCGAGGCGCUGCAGAGAUACGCACGGCUCGACGAGGGCAAGAUCCGGGAGCUGAUGUUGAGACUGGACCGGCUCACGGAUGAGGAGUCUCAAAAGAAACGAUCCCUCGAGAAUGAAGUCACGGAGACUGUGAUGACGCAGGUGGAGCUGGACAAGGCCGCGGAAGAGUUCCGCCAGGCCCAUCGGGAGCGGCAGCAGCUGCUUCAGCAGUGGGAGGAGACGAUUCAGCAGAUGCAGCGGAGAGACCGGGACGUCGAGCGCUGUGCGCUGGACCUGGCGGAGGCGCGUCAGGAGCAGCGCGGACGCAAGGAGCUGCUGCGACAGAAGCGCGAGUUCCUAGAACGCGAGGCGGAGAACAACGCGGAGCUAGAGAGGCGCACGGCGGGCAGCGAGCGCCUCGCCGCAAAGCUGCGCCGGGCACUGCUGCAACUGGACGGCGCGCGGGAGCAGCUGCACGACCAGCUGGAGACCCUGAAGGGCACGGUGGAGCGCACGGCCACUGAGCUGGAGAACGCCCGGGCACAGGUGUCGAACCUAGGCAAGGAGGUGCAGGACAAGACGAACCGGCUGCGUGCGCUGGAGGGCGAGCGGGAGUCGCUGCGUGAGCGGCUCAAGUCGAGUCAGGAGACGGCGCUGAGCGCGGAGGAACGGGCGCUGCGCAUGGACGCGAUGUUCGCUCAGGAGCAGCAGCGCAUCAAGGAGCUGGAACAGACUCUGGCGCAGGUGAAGAACCAGAAGUUUGCGCGGGAGCAGCAGCUGCAGGAGGGCAGGGUGCGCGAGCGGCAGGCCGAAGUGGCGAUGGCCGGGGCGAGGGCCUCGAUGGGCCUCGGCAGCAGACUCCAGCGCCUCGACGCGGACGCCAUCAAGCAGAGCAACGUCAUCUACAGCCAGGACUUCCAGCUGGCGCAGCUGGAGCGCCGCCUCGCCCAGCUGCAGGGGGACAUCUCCAACGAGGAGAAGGAGCAGCUGGAGGCUCAGGUGGCGAAGCUCAAGGCCCAGCUGAGCGAGAGGAAUGACACGCACGCGCUGCUGAGCGCACAGCUCCGCAGGGUACAGUCCGACGGCCUCUGA
Molecule: messenger RNA, 2014 nt
Organism: Lethenteron reissneri (Far Eastern brook lamprey)
Lineage: Eukaryota; Metazoa; Chordata; Hyperoartia; Petromyzontiformes; Petromyzontidae
Product: coiled-coil domain-containing protein 39-like
Biological process (GO): cilium-dependent cell motility; epithelial cilium movement involved in determination of left/right asymmetry; inner dynein arm assembly
Cellular component (GO): axoneme
Source: RefSeq, a predicted model, not a curated record